This is a messenger RNA of Amorphotheca resinae ATCC 22711, 1364 nucleotides long. RefSeq lists its product as hypothetical. Gene Ontology annotation, biological process: protein import into peroxisome matrix. Gene Ontology annotation, molecular function: protein binding. Gene Ontology annotation, cellular component: peroxisomal matrix; cytosol. Lineage: Eukaryota; Fungi; Ascomycota; Leotiomycetes; Helotiales; Amorphothecaceae. The record is from RefSeq and is a predicted model, not a curated record. The coding region runs from base 70 to 1113 and encodes 347 amino acids. The transcript is spliced from 4 exons.
CGGGAUUCUUGCCUCGGCACCCUCUUCUCCCUCUCCACCACGCUCGAGCGCGACGGAUGACUGGGAACCAUGAACGGGAUGCUGGAAUACCAGACACAAGGCUUCAAUGGCUAUGCCGUGAAGUACUCGCCUUUCUUCGACUCGCGCAUUGCCGUGGCCAGCUCUGCAAAUUUCGGGCUUGUGGGUAAUGGGCGGCUGUAUAUCUUGGGGCUGACUGCGGAUGGGAUUCAGGCCGAGAAAUGGUUCGAUACGCAAGACUCCCUCUACGAUACGGCAUGGUCAGAAGCACACGAGAACCAGAUCGUUGUGGCGUGUGGCGAUGGGUCGGUGAAGCUAUUCGACAUCGCGCUGAACAACUUCCCCGUGCAGUCAUGGCAGGAACACAAUCGAGAGGUGUAUUCCGUAUCGUGGAACCUGGUCUCGAAGGACACAUUUGCUUCGAGUUCGUGGGAUGGGACCAUCAAAAUCUGGUCACCACAACGCCCAACCUCGAUCCUCACUCUCCCUACCCACUCCUGCACAUACAGCACCGCCUUUUCCCCUCACUCGCCCUCUGUCCUCUCCUCUGUCUCGUCCGACUCGCACCUACGGAUCUUCGACCUUCGCACACCCGCCUCUGCGUCCAACCACCUCGUCCACCUCAUCCCUAUCCACGGCGCCCCGCCUGCCCCCGGCUUGCCAGCCCGGCAGUCCUUCCCCCCUUCCGAAUGUCUCACGCAUGACUGGAACAAGUACCGCUCCAGCAUCAUCGCCACCGCGGGCGUCGACACCAUCAUCCGUACCUUCGACAUCCGCAACCCGAAGGCGGGGCCACUAGCACUGUUGCCGGGGCACGAGUACGCGGUGAGAAAGUUGGCGUGGAGCCCGCAUCUCAGCGACGUGCUGCUGAGUGCCAGUUACGAUAUGACAUGUAGGGUGUGGACGGAUGGGACGAGUAAUACUCAGCAGGACGUGUUUCGAGGUGGGGGAAAGGAGCUAGGUCGGUUGGGUCGGCAUACAGAGUUUGUCACAGGGGUGGAUUGGUGUUUGUUCGGAGCGGAGGGAUGGUGUGCGAGUGUGAGUUGGGACCAGAGAUUGUUGGUUUGGGACGUGAGGGCCGUGAUGGGGCAAUGAUGGGGGAUGUGGAGAUGUGAAAGACUGCCCUGCUACGAGGAGACAAUGAUACGCAAGGCCGAGAGGGAAAAAGCACCAGAGGAUCAUGACGGACGUCUAUUAUCGGCUCAUGAGAGGAUCCAACGUCUAUAGAAGGGGCAUCGACGAAGCACGAGGAAGGAUACCACGGCGUUAUGGCGUUUGUAGAAACACACGCUGAGCGUUAUAUGGACGAUGCAUUACAUGUAGCACCACCCUUCUUAUAGACCCAA